UGCUGGGUUCUUCUGCUUCACCCCCUGCCCAACUUCAUCCCCUUUUUCUGUCGCUCAAUCGCACGAAUCGAAGUACAAAGCUCUCCCCACUACUCCACUCCUCUCACUUCUCUUCUGAAAAUGAGGCCCCAGCGUCUGAGUUUCAGUACAGAUGGAGAAGACGAAGAAGAUAAGCAACAAACUCUUAACGAGGCAGACGAUUCUGACUCAGACUCCGAAAGCGAAGAAGAGGAAUGCACAGCAGCGUUGCCCCCGAAGAAGCCCAAGUUGAAUCUGCCGCGUGAAGAAGAAGUACCCGUACCUCGAAAAGACGAGUCGGAAUGCUCUUCCUCAUCUGCGUCCAAUUUCAUUAUCGCGCCUGCCGCAAAACCCAGCGAGAAGAACACCCCUUUCUCUAAAAUAUUCUCCGAAGAGGAUGAAAUUUCUCUGCUUAAAGGCCUCGCCAUUUUCUGGGCUGACGGGAGGAACAACAAGUGGACCGAGUUUUACAACUUCAUCAAGGACAGUCUUCCGCAUCAGUUUACGAGAACUCAGGUGUCUGAGAAGAUUCGUAGGCUCAAGGGGAAGUUUGAAAACAAUUUUAAAAGAGCUCGCGCCAAUGGUGGCUGGCUUGAUUUCUCGGAUGCCCAUGAGUCCGCCGUGUUUGAGGUGUCGAAGACACUGUGGGGAGAAGAUGAAAACGAAGCUGGGGAUAAACAUGCUCAAAAAGAAAAGGAGACACCACAAAGGGGAGACAGAAGCAGAUCCCAAAAGAAGAGAAAAAGGGCUGGGAAAGAGCAUGAUGCAGAAAAAGAGAUAGUGAAGAACCAAAAACAAGUGGGGAAGAUUGGCAAAGAGGAGUUUGCUUCUGCGUACCCACUCUUGUCAUCGUCUUUGGAUGAAAAUGGAUAUUCCAACAUCAUCAAGGAGAAAUUUCUAUUGAUUGGCAGAGAGAAGGCACAAGAGCUGGAAGAGAAGUGGAGGGAUGUGAAAGCUGCAGAGCUUAGACUGGAGCUUAAAAGGAUUGAUUUGAUUAGGAGGGACUUACACAAUCUACUCUGAAGCAAAUGAAGGAUUUAAGAGAUUUUUGGCUUUUGAACAGUUUAUGUGGAUGAGGACUUUUCAAGAGAUUGCAUCAUCUUUCAGGCAUCCAAGGAUUCAGAAUUGCCUUGACUUUUGUGUAUGGUGUAAAGUUUCUUUCUGGAUAGUAAUUUUGUAAUAGAGAGAAGAUGAAGCAGAAGUUAUGAACGGAGUUGGCAGAAGCAGAAGCAAGAAGGUGAGGUAUACUUGAGAUGAUGUAAUCAAACUUGUCAUAUCUCACAAACAAAUAUAUCUUUUGAGAACUUAAUUCCUGCAGAGAGUGAAUGAUAUUUAUACAACUGAUUUUUGUUUCAUAUUGGGCGACUGGAGAACAUACCAUAAACUCACC
Sesamum indicum (sesame) is the source of this 1408-nucleotide messenger RNA. RefSeq names its product STOREKEEPER protein-like. Lineage: Eukaryota; Viridiplantae; Streptophyta; Magnoliopsida; Lamiales; Pedaliaceae. Gene Ontology annotation, biological process: regulation of DNA-templated transcription. The record is from RefSeq and is a predicted model, not a curated record. Gene Ontology annotation, cellular component: nucleus.